GAUAUUGAUCUUGUAAUUAAAAUUUUUUUGGAAUUUUCAUUGUUUGGAGCAAGAUAAAUUUGGUGAUUCACAUGGGAUGCUUCAUCCUUAUUUUUCAGACAUGUGCAACUGAAAUUAAAACUCAGCCAAAGGAAUCCAGCUUACCUGGUCCAGCUGACAAGAGUCAAUUGCAGAGGAGGGAACCAGAACUGGACUCUAGAUCCUCAGAACUAAGGAUUCUCCUUCUUGGGAAACAUGGUGCAGGGAAGAGUGCAACAGGAAACAGCAUUCUGGGAAAGCAAGUGUUUGAGUCCAAAUUCAGUGACUCUCUGGUGACUAAAACCUGCAAGAAAGAAAGUGGAAUUGUGAGAAAGAGGGAGGUUGUGGUCAUUGAUACCCCUGAUCUUUUCUCUACAAGAUUCUCUACUGAAGACAAGGGAAAAGAGGUCAGGAGCUGUAUUACCCUCUGUUCCCCUGGCCCCCACAUCCUCCUCUUGGUGACCCCUCUUGGCCAUCACACAGUGGAAGAUGAAAGGACAGUGAAGGGCAUUCAGGAGAUCUUUGGAGCUGAAGCCACAAAGCACAUGUUACUUCUGUUCACAAGGAAGGAAGAUCUUGAAAAUGCCUCACUUCUGGAAUAUGUUGAAGAAACUGAUAAUGCAUGCCUCCAGGAGCUAGUUCAGAACUGUGAGGGUCGGUUCUAUGCUUUCAACAACAGAAUAGGUGAAGAAGAACAACAUAUUCAGGUUCAGGGUCUUCUAGAACAGAUAGAACUGCUGAUGAGGAAGAAGGGUGGCCAGUGCUACGCUAAACUUAGUAUGAAUGGAGGAAAGCAAGAAAAUACCAGAGAUACUGAGGCAGUUGUUACCAAAAGUACCAGGUGCUCUGGAAUAGAAGAUAUGGUGAGCCUCAUCCUUGUAGGGAAAAGUGGGACUGGAAAGAGCUCUACAGGGAAUACCAUUAUUGGAGAAAAGCAUUUUGUGGCCAAACUUUCAACAAAACCAAUCACUAAGACCUUUCAGAGCAAGCACAGAACCUGGAAAGGGAAAAAUGUUGUAGUUGUUGAUACGCCCUCCUUUAACUUUUCCCUGGAGAGUGAAGAUAUUCUUUUAAAACCAGAAGAAGAUGUAUUUCGGAACCUUUGUUUGUCUCCAGGAGCCAAAGUUUUCAUUCUUGUUGUUCAGCUGGGCCGAUUUACUGAAGAAGAUGAGAAGUCCGUCAGGGAACUGGAAGCCAUAUUUGGACCAACAGUCACUAAGUACAUGAUUGUGCUCUUCACCAGGAUUGAAGAUCUAGGGACUGAGACUUUGGACAAUUACAUCAAAAAUGCAAAAAAUAAAUCUCUUCAAAGGCUAAUUAAACAGUGUGAAAAAAGAUUUUGUGGUUUUAACAACAAAGAAAGUGGCCUGGUCAGGGAAAAGCAGGUUAAUGAGCUUUUGGAAAUGGUGGAUAAACUAGUCCAGAGGAGUGAAGGUCAAGAUUAUCCUGCCAGUGGGAAUCCUGAAAUUUAUACCAAUAAGAUGAAAGCUCUCCAGAGGAAGGAAAAGUUAUUCAUGCGAAUAAAGAAAAUAAUACAUUGAAAGAGUUCCUUUUUUUCAUUAUCCAGUUGGUUCUUGCUGCUACUGAUGACUCAUAAGUCAGGACAUAGGGUGAAAAUAUUCUUGGGGACAGUCAGCUAGAUGUAUAUAUUGGUUAAUAAUAAUGCCAGAGUGUGGCUAGGGACAAAUUGUAAAUAGAGGAUAAGAAAUUGAAAUGAGUUUUGAGGAAGCAAGCUAAGGGACAAAAUAAGGUUGUGAGUUGGAGUCAUAUAGGUUAAGUUGGAAAGAGUCUGGACAUACAUGAACUGACAACUGGCAAAGCAACAAUCAUUUGAAAAGGAAACAAGUAUCAAAGAACAGACCAAGGAAGGAAUAACUUGAAAGUGCAGGGAGACAAGAAAGAAGAGAUGUGUGGUUAUUUUCAGGACACAGGAAAAUGAGCAAAGGGAUAGAUCUAAUGCAAUAGUAAUGAAGAAAUACCUUUAUCAUAGAGGACAUUUUUCUUCUUCAACUUAAGAAUGGUUCUAUGGAUGCAGAAAAUCAUUACAAUAUGGCUGUCUUGGGCCAAGCAGAUCAUGGAGAAGACUCACUCGAUACAUCAGAUAUGUGGAUGGAAAAAAGAUCACCUUCUGGAAGAAACAUCCUGACAUAGGUAGAAAUUUUAAUUCCACUUUUUUAUUGAUUAUGUCCUAUAUUAGUGUGACCUGUUACUCAAAGAUCAUUUGCAUAAGACUCUUCUUUGAUAGAGAGUGAUUAUUCCAUGCUCCACACCUGCAUAAAGGGUAGAAUUGGUGAGAGCUUGGAAAAAGAAAUAAUUUGUCUUCAGAUUUCUAGUUUCAAAGGAAGAAGACAUGGGAUUCCAGAUUCUUUUCAGGUUCCCAAAGGGAAAGAAAGAUGGAAGAAGCUGACAUAUAGAGAAACUGACACCUUCUAUCAUGUCCAUGUCCCCAGCUUUUUUACAGAGACCCUUUAGAGAAUUUCCAAUUGGGUGAGAUCUGAGACUCUCUCUCUUGCUCCCAAAGGGAGAGUUCCGUCAAGCUACUUGUAUAAGAGAUACUCUCAUAUGUAUACUUUUUUUCUGAUUUCUAUUUCUUGUCAGCUUAAAUAAAUGAGUUUAUUUGCCAUCUUCUUUAUGUGUUCUUUGUGGAAGAGGUA
Messenger RNA from Monodelphis domestica (gray short-tailed opossum), 2672 nucleotides. Its product is annotated as GTPase IMAP family member 8. Gene Ontology annotation, cellular component: endoplasmic reticulum. NCBI's taxonomy places the organism in Eukaryota, Metazoa, Chordata, Mammalia, Didelphimorphia, Didelphidae. Gene Ontology annotation, molecular function: GTP binding. The record is from RefSeq and is a predicted model, not a curated record.